Molecule: messenger RNA, 3234 nt
Organism: Micropterus dolomieu (smallmouth bass)
Lineage: Eukaryota; Metazoa; Chordata; Actinopteri; Centrarchiformes; Centrarchidae
Product: transmembrane protein 65-like
Exons: 8
Coding region: 262-1023 (253 amino acids)
Biological process (GO): cardiac ventricle development; regulation of cardiac conduction
Cellular component (GO): mitochondrion
Source: RefSeq, a predicted model, not a curated record
CCUCACACCAUCCUGUCAACCAGAGGUUACGCCAGCCGGGAUUACGCUCGCAAAAAUGUGAAUUUGUGCCACUACUACAGCCAGUUGCAGGGUUUGAGGUUGUGCGCGGACAUCUGCUGAAUAUCGCAACUGGCAAACAAAAAACUUGCGCGCCGGAGCAGCUUCUCUGUAUUUUCGAGGUUUUGUUUUGGAGGUUGUUGGACGGGACGGCGGAACAUCGACUGAGGUUCCCGGCGCAUUUGCUCGACCCCCAUCCCAGAGAUGCUGCCCUGCCUGCGGAGAGUCCUCCGGCCCGCCCUCUCUCUGAGAGCCGGCGCUGGGUUGGCAACAGCCGGACUCAGCAACCACCAGACACCCGCCAUAGCAUCCCCGACACGGUUUGCCUCAGAGCCCCCCCUCUUCAUGCUGGUGCAGCGGUGUAACCUGGGCACACACCCGGAGCCCGUGGAGCCGCUCAACUCGCCCCAAGGAGCCAAGGAGUUUAUAUAUAGCCUUCAUCCGUCUGAGCGCACCUGCCUGCUGCGAGAACUGCACAAGUUCGAGUCCAUAGCUAUAGCUCAAGGGCAGCUGAAAAUCGCACCACCUACUGCAGCACAGCUAAGAUACGUUCUGCUGCACAAUGCACUGCCUUUUGUUGGAUUUGGAUUCCUGGACAACUGCAUCAUGAUUGUCGCUGGCACACAGAUUGAGUUAUCCAUCGGUGUGAUCCUUGGCAUUUCAACUAUGGCUGCUGCUGCCCUUGGCAACCUUGUGUCUGACCUGGCAGGACUGGGGCUGGCAGGUUACGUAGAGGCUUUGGCGUCUCGGCUGGGAAUGCAGAUUCCCGACUUAAGCCCAAAACAGGCUGACAUGUGGCAGACCAGAGUCAGCUGUCACUCGGGUAAAGCCCUGGGCGUUGGCAUCGGCUGUCUCCUCGGCAUGUUUCCUCUUCUGUUCUUCAAGGACGAUGAUGAGAAGAAAAAAGGCCAGGCGAAGGAGAAAACACAAGCACCACCUGCUCCAACAGAGAGCAGCAAAAACUGAAACUGUCAACUCGCCGGAGACAAAUACUAUUUUGAAUCCAUUAGAAUACUUUAUACUGGACCCGACUGGCUGUGUCUGGUUACUUUGCAAGGCCCGGUCAAACUAUGAAGGGUAUUCUGAAGAGGAUUUUAGAUAUUAUUUGAUUGUAGACUUUGAACUUAAGCACAGGGACCUGACCGUCUCUUGAAGAGACCAGAGGCAGUUGAUUCUUUGGACUGCUGUUACUCAACUAUUGCACCGUAACCUCACCUUGUUUUGACUGACUGACACAGACGGAAACUCAUUUAUCUCAAACACACCGCAGUGACCUCCUCCUCUCCUCUGCUCCGAAUUUGUUAAAUAUAUAAACCUCUGACUCUAGAUGGUUAGAUGGCAAGUAAGGGUAGAGGCUAAAAGAUCACAACAUACUUUGGAACCAAUACAAGACAAAAAAAAACACUUUAAGAGUUCAUUCAGACGUAAAUCUGCACUGUGUCUUACAUGGCAUUAUGACAUUGAAGGUUUCUUGUAUAUUGUCAGAAAGUCUGAGCAAAGAGGGAGGCCAAUGGCUUGAUUCAGCAGCGUUAAACCAUGAUUUGAAGACCUUGCUGUGUUUCCUUAUCAGUUUUUAAGGAUGAGGAGUCAAGGAAAGAGGGCCCUUUUUGCAUAUAAAGAUGCACCCUUCCACACAAAGUUCUCUAAUUAUUCAGAUAUACAAGCAUGUCUGCCCUUUUUUAUGAUGUCACAGUCUUAAAUGAAGUCAUGCCGGCCUGCCUCAUUCACACUCCAUGGCAAACAACAGCUUUUUUUAGUGAGAAUGCAGGUGGUUAGAUAUGUAACACCUGCUAGCUGCUUCUUCUGCUGGUGGUAAUGAACUUUAUAUGGUAUACUUGUGUGCUUUGUGAUAAUUACCCAAAGCAGCAACAUGCACAACAUGUACUGUAGGAAACCAGACAGAUGCAGUUCAACAAAAUCUAACCUUUUAAAGAAGGGUGUGUUACUUUCAGAAGUUUUGAGCAGGAAGGAGAGAAACACAGAGAGGCAGAGGGAGGGAGAGACAGAGUAGCUAAAGCAGAGAGUAAGAAAUACCAACACUGAACCACCUGAAAUCCUCUGGUUUCAAUAUUAUAUAAUUAAUGUCCUCUAUCGCUGCAUCAACCAAGCUGCAGCUGGACUACAACCCGAGUCUUCCAGUCCAGUUUCUCUUAUGGGGCCAAAUAAGGGCAGCCUGGAAAUACUCACAACUACAGCCCAUUAGAUAGUAGUUUCAGUUUGGCUUAACACUAAAUAAGAUGAUUGUUUCCCUGUUUAUAUUCUGUGAAAAAGAUGUUACUGCUUUUUAAUAUGAAGGCACAACAACAUCAAAGAAAUGUCUAUACCUAUAAAUAUAUUAUUUUGUCUCUGCUCUACAGCCCUCUGCUGGCUGAAAUUCUGAGAUAAGUUUCUUGCAGUUUAGUUUGUAGUUUAGUUCAGUUCCCACCUCAUACUUUUACACAUUUAUACAUUAUAAAUCAUGUGAUUUGUGUUUAGUAUUUGAACCCCUCAACACAAGCUGCUAAGCUUCCCUUGGCUAUAAUUUAUUACUCUGAUUACUGUAUUUUUAAAUGUGUAAAUAAAACAGUAGGUCAGCCAUGAAACAUAUAAGAAGGAUACAUUCAAGAUGACACCACCAAUUAAUCCAAGUCUUAAUUUAGCUGUCCUAAUAUAUUUUUUAAUGAGUUUUGUUUCUCAUCUGCCGGCACAGGUUGGUCGUCCCAUCAGCAGAACUGGAGACUGUUGUUUAUGGCGUUGAAUCUGUUUAGAAGUUGAAAUGGAAAGAUGCAGCCACGAGUCACUGUAUGGAAUGUCUUUGCAGAAGAUGUAUUUAUUUUGUUAUAAUAUUCAGACUUGUAUUCAUGUAUGUUCCUACUGUAAAUUAUCUUUAUCUCAAAGGACAAUGUUAAGAAUGGAAAAAAAGUUUGUCAGCACAAAAAAAUACCUUGCGAGUAUAUUUUCAACAUUCCUCAACAGGAAAGACUGCUCUCUGUUACAGUCCAUAACUAAACAUGCUCUGAAGACUUACCCUGUAUAAGAGUGUUUUAAUUAUUUAUUAUGUGGGUAACAGUGAUCCUUAACAGUAAUAAAAAUGAAGAAAAUGUGCAAAGAGUUGAACAUAUUGAUGUAGUUAGAAUUUUUGAUUUGAUUGCUUGCUUUUCGACUUUGCAUGCACUGCUAAUAAAUAAAAAAAGCCUA